ACGUACGAACGAACGGGCAAACAUACAUGCGUGCCUAUAUGUAAAUUUAUUGGUACAUUUAUGCUCCCAUAUUUAUGUACCCUACGAGUGCAUGCGUGAGGUAUUCCCCCCGGGAGGAGUCCCCCCUUUUAAUCACUUGUGCGCGCGCCGAACUGGGCAGUGUGUCAGCCGCGAACGUGGUGGAAAAAGAGAGAAGGCCACAGGGGGGAAGCUCACCGCGGGACGAGGCAACACUGCCAUCUUUGCUUCCACGUGAAGAAGAGCUCUACUGAGUGGAGGUGACCGUCCGCCUCUUCCCAGUAGGAGUCCUUGCCCCUUCAGCAAUUGGUCCGCCGCCUAUCGCCCCAAUGGAACUGGCCUCCAAGUCGAACCAGGUGUACCUGCUGGUUAAGAUAGCCAACCUGGUGAACGUGAACGCCGUGAGCCACGUGAAAGCGGCCCUGAAGCUGAUCAUCUUCGACCUCUUCGGGCUGACCAUGCUGCUGAGGGUCCAUUUCAAAAUGCUGAAGGUGGCGCAGAGCAACCGCUUCUUCGUCCUGCGCACGGGGCUGAGGCAGCUGAACCUCCUGCUGUACGCCAUGCAGCCCAGCCAGACGACUCCCCACCAGUUCUCCCUGAAGGUGCUGAAGAUAUCGACCUUCCUGCCCAACUUGGCACAGCGGAGCGGCGGCCAAGCGGCAUCACAGCGAUGAGGUAACGACGAAGUGGUGACGAAGCGGUAACGACGCUUGACGAACCGGCGGCAGUUCCCUUGGAGUGCGCCCCACGGGAGAAACGGCAAGGCGAACGAGUCGGCACCUACACACAGGUGUGUGGUAACUACAUGCAGGAGCGUGCCAACUAUAUACCAAUGCGUGGCGCGGAAAAUGUUGUGGAGCCCGUCAAAGUGGUGCACACGAGGUGAGCAUGGCAGG
This is a messenger RNA of Plasmodium vivax (malaria parasite P. vivax), 914 nucleotides long. RefSeq lists its product as hypothetical. The record is from RefSeq and is a predicted model, not a curated record. Lineage: Eukaryota; Apicomplexa; Aconoidasida; Haemosporida; Plasmodiidae. Bases 348 to 692 code for a protein of 114 amino acids. The transcript has 3 exons.